Messenger RNA from Anguilla rostrata (American eel), 4507 nucleotides. It is a transcript of the gene aph1b, whose product is annotated as APH1B gamma secretase subunit. Gene Ontology annotation, biological process: Notch signaling pathway; protein processing; Notch receptor processing. Gene Ontology annotation, molecular function: protein-macromolecule adaptor activity. NCBI's taxonomy places the organism in Eukaryota, Metazoa, Chordata, Actinopteri, Anguilliformes, Anguillidae. The coding region runs from base 220 to 996 and encodes 258 amino acids. Gene Ontology annotation, cellular component: membrane; endoplasmic reticulum; gamma-secretase complex. The transcript is spliced from 6 exons. The record is from RefSeq and is a predicted model, not a curated record.
GCGGUAGGACAGGAAGAGCUAGCUAGUUGUUUGUGCCGAAGUGAAUUGGCUUGUAAUUACAUCGAACUGAAAGAUAAUGAAAAUAUUCAUGUUUUUUAAUUGAGAAAGAAGCUAUUUGAAUGAAUUCAGCCUGCUUUAUUACUCAAACACUUUGUUGAAUCGCAUGACGAGUCAUAAAAGGACAGAUUUAAGUAACUUCACUGCGAACCCAGCCCCAAAAUGACAACAUCAGUGUUUUUCGGGUGUACGUUCAUUGCGUUCGGCCCCGCUAUUUCUCUGUUCCUCUUUACCAUUGCCAGGGACCCACUAAGAGUAAUCUUUCUCAUCGCUGGGGCCUUCUUCUGGCUGGUGUCCCUGCUGCUGUCCUCGUUGGUGUGGUUCAUUGCCGUCCAGAUCAGUGACAAAAACAAUGCCUCCCAGCAGAAGGGCCUGCUGAUAUUUGGGGUGGUGCUUUCUGUGCUUCUGCAGGAAGCCUUUCGGUUUGGAUACUACAAACUGCUGAAGAAAGCAAAUGAAGGCCUCCUGGCUCUCAGUCAAGAGGACACCAUGCCCAUCUCUAUGCGUCAGCUUGCAUAUGUGUCUGGCCUGGGGUUUGGGUUCAUGAGUGGAGCAUUCUCAGUGGUCAACAUCCUGGCAGACUCCCUGGGUCCUGGUACUAUUGGUAUCCAUGGUGACUCCCAGCACUACUUCAUAUCAUCAGCCUUCAUGACGUUGGCUGUCAUCCUGCUGCACAUGUUCUGGGGUGUGGUGUUCUUUGAGGCCUGUGAGAAGCAGAGGUGGCUGUCCCUGGCUGUGGUGAUCGUCAGUCAUUUGUUGGUGUCCUGUUUGUCAUUUAUGAACCCGCACUACGAGGGCAGCCUGAUACCAGCCUACAUGAUCAUGUUCCUGAUGGGAAUGUGGGCGUUCUCCUGCGCCGGGGGCUCCCUCCGCAAUCUCAAGCUCUGCCUCACCUGCAAAGACAAGGACUUCCUCCUGGCUAACCACCGGCCCAGAUAACAGCCGAGGGCUGGCACAGGGACACUUUACAGAACUCAGAGCCAGAACAAAAAAGAACUCUUUGGGUGUGGUCAAGACCACACCGGUUCAAUGUAAUCAUCUUCUUUUUGGGUUUUAACACACACGUGCACACACACACACACGCACACACAAGCAUUCACAUUCAAAACUUUUAUCUUCUGGGUACGUAUGUAGGUAGUCAGGCACUGGAAGCGGGGUGCUGGGUAGUGUUGGAGCAGGAGAGGACCCGGUGUGAGCCGUACCCCACAUUCAAAACUUUUAUCUUCUGGGUACGUAUGUAGGUAGUCAGGCACUGGAAGCGGGGUGCUGGGUAGUGUUGGAGCAGGAGAGGACCCCGGUGUGAGCCGUACCCCUCCUCUACUCAAAGCUGGAACCAGGCUAGCGCAAGCUGGAGCUGAAGCUGGGUGGCCAUGUAACACAGCUGCUUAUCCUCUGCAUUAACCAUAACCCGAUCUGUAGAAAACAUCACACUUGACUGCUGGCUUCUGCCUAGAAUGAGAGGACUGCCUCGACUCGGUCGGCAGUGCAAAAAUCGAGGGCCCACCAGCCCCAAAACACUAGACUCCAUAUUAUUUCUGUCUACCUCUAGUUAUUUGCUGUGACUGGCAAUGGUGGCAUGCUCCUUCUCUUCCUUUCGAUAUUGUUCCCUCGGUUUUUGCCAGCAACAGAAACGUCGCAGUGACACAGCUUGCUGACUCCACCCACAGAUCGCUCACUAGCGGUAUCCGCAGAGCUUACAGUUACGCCGUGGGUUGAGUUGUAGCGGGUCAACACGGUGAACGGGGCAGUCGAAAACUACCUGACCCGAGCGAGAUGGUCUGGUUCCAGCUCUGCUGUGGAACUGGGGUAUUGGUGAUGUCUCCCCUUCUCUGGGGAUGCUCCUGAGAGGGGGCAGUGUGGCAGCAAGAUUCAGUUUGGGGGGGUUAACCUGUGCCUGCAGGCACAAAGGCCUCACAAACUCUGCAGGGCACUGAAGAGGAGGGGAGUGGUCCCGAACCAAAGUCUCCAAAUUUUAAUUCUGGUUUUCUCUUCUGCUUGUGAGCAGCAUUUGUGUCGUGAUGGCUCGUUGUAAAGAUUUAGUUGGAUGUUCCUGUGGAGGAAGUACUCGGCUGCUACCAUGUGAAUUGAGUCAUCCUAUCUCUCCCUCUGUUUUUCUUUUUCUUUCUUUUUCUCCUGCCCCAAUUUUUUUUUGUGCCUUCUUUAGCAUUAAGCAGGUCACCAGGACUUAAUAUUCCCUACCCGCUUUGUGUACCUGGUUGUCCCUAGCAACCAAUCUCAUACCAAGUACCUCAGAUAACUGUAUUUAAGCUUUUUCUGUGGUGACCUACCAUUUCACUACCCCCACCUCCCAUUCAUUGUUCUAUUCUCCUUAACGGGUGUACCCAAAGUUUGCAUUCUUACAUGGGCUAGAAUUUUCAUGGUUGCUGAUGGUUGUUUUCUUACUUCUCAAAUUGUAGGCGUUUCCCGCUCAAACUGCUGAAUCGUAGUGUGUAAACUGUUAGUCUCUGAUAUUGACAAUGGUUAAUUUUUUUUUUUGAAAUUCUGAGCUUACAUCAUGAGUAAUGAGUACAUGGUUUGUUUAAUUACAGGGGGAUGCACUAAGCCACUGUCCUGGUGGGUUAAAAACAUCUAUAAAAUGUAUGUUUUGGAAGAAUGUGGCUCAGUGUUAUUUAGAUUAGCUUGUUAAUUAUGAUGUGCUUAUUGGAUUAGUGCUGCUAAUCUGUAGCUAUGGUUUAAUCGCAUUACCUCAAGGGUUAUUAUGAUCAGUUGGAUGGGACUACUGUUAUGAUUCCAAAACUCCUUGCACUAUCCGGUAGUGACAGUGAGCAUGAGGAUCAAUUGAUUAAUUAAUAAUACUUUUCGGGGUAAAUAUUUAAGCAGUUGUUUUGUGGAAAGAAGGCCCAGUUCAAUCUAACUGCAAUUUGCACAAUCUUUAAAUACAUAAUGAUUUUAUGUCUUAUGUUUUUGUUUCUCAUGAAAAAAAGUUUUGCCCUUAGAAUGUGUGACAAAUAUAAAGAACUAAAUUAAAAAUAUUUAAAUUCAUAAAGUAAAGCUAUAAAAGUGCAUUGCAGUUAGAUUGAAUAGAGGCAAAAGAUAUCCUUUCACUCAAUGUGAGUAAAUGUCACUGAAUUUUUCACUUAUUUGAACUUGAGUUCAGACCAUUGUGGAUGUACCUGUGCAGCCAAGGUAGCAACUUUGUUUUACCUUUUGUCCUUAUUUUGGUUUUAUUUCAAAAAAAGAAAAAAAUCUGUCAAGGCAUUUAUUAGGUUUUUCUUUUGUUGAAGAGAGCUGAUUUGCUCUGUUGUAUUUUGAACUGAAAUGCCAUUUUACAGUAAAAGAAAAAAAUAGGUGCAAUGUCGAGCUGUUGUUUUUAACUGUACAUAGAAAUCAUUCAGAACAUUCAGUGCAGGACUGGGCUUGAUGACUGAGCAAAGUAAGUUUAGUCCUGAAUUUGAUUGAUCCUGGCAUCACGAGCCAUUGCCCUGAAUGAAUAUCCUGCUUUCACUGUCUGACCUCUGGCCUGCGGUGCCUGAUGGAGGCCAUUCCCAGACCGGAAGGAGCCAGACAAGCGCUGGGGCCCGGACUGGCUGGAUCAGUAUGCCAUGUGUCUGUGAGCAUGGAGAUGCCUGAACAAUGGUCAUCGUCAGCUUGUCUGUACUCCACCUUAUCCUGAUGGUAACUGUCGAAGCAACAAGAACUGUAAAAUUCAGCAAUAUCUCGCUCAGGCAAAUGUCUCUGAACUUCGUCUUCUGUUAUGCCUUUUGGGGGAAGCGUUUUGGUACAGCUGUGAUUGAAUUUAGCUCUCAGGGUCCAUUUACACCGGUGUUGCCCGGUCAUGCCGUGGAGGGCUGAGAGUAUGCAGCUUUUCAUUCCAGGCAAUCAUUUCACCUGCUGAUUUCACUAAUUAGUUCCCUACUCUCUGGUUGAAGGUGUGCUAAUUAGUGAAAUCAGCUGGUGUAGUGAUUGGUUUGGGGGAAAAAAAACCCAGCAUACUCCAUGGCACAUGAUAGGGCACCACUGAUUUACAAGAUCCUUAAAUCUUGGGAUGUCUUGGGGAAAUGGGAGCUAAACAAGAUUCACUUAAUCAUUGGAUUGUUUGAUUUAAAGAAUGUAAACUUGAUGGCAUCAAGAGGUUUUGCAAAACAAGGCGAGCAAGCCGAAUACAUUGUGCGCGUUUCUGACUUAUUUCCUAAACUUGGGACUACGACUUGGACUUAUACAAACCGGUCUUUGAGAUGAUUCUCAUCGAAUGUGUAUUUUUCCGGUGCUUAGGGACCCUUGUUUUAGCCGCAUUUUCAGUGAGUGUGUAAAACCAAACAUCCCCCCCAUGCCUGUGUCUUCUUGGUUACCUUUGUUCUUUUAAGAUUAACAGUCACAGAUUUUCUCUCAUAGGAAUAGUUUGUACUUGUGUAAAUCUGGGUGGAGGGAGACUGUUGUGGUCUGGGUUUAGUAACACAAAUGCCCAAUAAACUGAGCUUGAUUAUAUGCA